This is a messenger RNA of Magnolia sinica, 2644 nucleotides long. RefSeq lists its product as uncharacterized. Gene Ontology annotation, biological process: regulation of transcription by RNA polymerase II. Gene Ontology annotation, cellular component: piccolo histone acetyltransferase complex. The record is from RefSeq and is a predicted model, not a curated record. The coding region runs from base 824 to 2266 and encodes 480 amino acids. NCBI's taxonomy places the organism in Eukaryota, Viridiplantae, Streptophyta, Magnoliopsida, Magnoliales, Magnoliaceae. The transcript has 12 exons.
AGAGAGCGAGGCCUGGAGGGAGGGAGGGAGAGAGAAGGAGAGAGAAUACGCAGCAACAGCAGCAGCUCUCUUCCCUCCCUUUUUUUCUUCUUCCUUUUUUCCUUUCGAAACUUGAAAAAAAUCAAAACCCUCAGGAAAACCCUUAGUCUCUCUCUCUCUCUCUCUCUCUCUCUCUCUCUCUCUCACUCUCUCAAAGCCCCAAUCUCACCUCACACGUCCCGCUCUAAAUCACUGCGAUCCAUGCCCUAACUCGCCCGAUUCGACUCGCUCCGACUCGUUCUCCUCCAACGCCUUCUUCUUUCGAACUUCAAACUCCCCCGAUCGAUUCCUCUCUCAUUUUCAAACCUCCCGCCAUCCCCUUUUCAGAAAAACACAAAACAAAACUAACUAGUACAACUGACUCAAGCUAGGGCAUCCAAUAACUCGCUCUCUCGACCAUUUCAAAUCCUAAAGUACCCAAACGGUCGAUUUUUUGGAUUUCUAAGGUCUUGCCUUCUCCAGCUUUCCCGUUUCUUUAAAACUCACGUCGUGUUUUGCUCCUUUUGGAUUAGUCCGGCUUUCAAUUCAGCAGGCAUUGAAUGGAAAAGGGCGAGAGAGAUGCUUUCAGAUGAUGCUCAUGCUUUUACUGUUGGUUGAUUGCUGGUGAAUUUUACAAGGAUUAUACCGUUCUGGACAGCAUUGUGCUGCAUGCUUGCUUAUGUUUUGUGAUUAGGAGGUGUUUGAUUAAAUGCUGAGGAGAGCUGGUUUUCCGAUGGAAUUGCCAUUGCAAUGGCAUGAUUGCUGAGAAAGAUUUGUUUUAUCUUCUUACGGGAGAUGAGCGGACAUGAGUAGGCUGUCAUUCAGGCCUCGUCCUCUCGACAUUCAUAAGAAGCUUCCAAUCGUUAAAUCCAUAAAGGACUUUGAAGACGAUGAGGCCCCUACGACUUCCACGCGUAAUUCUCAGAUACUGCGCUUUGCCGCUGAGGCUGACAAUGAGGUACACGUGCAUCAUGCUCCUACUAAGAAAAACGCCUCUGAAAUACCUAUUCCACAAUUUGUUGUUGCGGACACAUACGAGAGAGAUUAUUCAUGCACCUUCACACAACCUACAUCAUAUUUACGUGGAAGGGGAGCCAGGGCUGAGAUUGGGGAGUUUGUUGAGUAUGACCUGGACAAUGAGGAUGAGGAUUGGCUUCAAGAGUUUAACAAUGAGAGGAAGAUUAUUACGCCUGAAAAACUUGAGACUCUUCUAUUUAAGCUGGAGGUUCUGGAUCAUAAGACUCGGGAAAGAGCAGGAGUCAUAACACCUACUCUUGGUUCACCUAUUCCUGUUCUUCUUAGGCUAGAUGCUGCAUUUGAGGCCCUGCAAGCCCAAUCCGUAAGAUAUGCAGUUUUCCACUCUAUCUAUAAUUACUGGAAAGCAAAGAGAGAAAGAUUACAAAAGCCUAUUCUACGUCGCUUGCAGCCACCUCCACCUGUUAAUGAUACCAAUCCGUACAAUGUAUUCAGACCAAGGGAGAAAGCCCACCGGCUCCACACAAGAAGGAUGCAAAGGCGGGAGAACAAUGUUCAAUCCUUUGAAAAGCUUCGCCAGGUCAACUCCUCUCUCCUUGUAGAGAUCACUUCUCUGUUGAAAGUGAUUUUAUUGGUCGAAAUUGCAUUGAUUUUACUUCAGGUCAGGCGCAACUUGGACCAAGCUAAAACAAUAGUAGAGAUUUUAGUUAAGAGGGAAGAGAAGAGGCGAGAAGUCAUGGAGAGUGAAGUUAACCUUCAACGGAUUCAGGUCAAGUUUAAGGACAAUAUCCAGCUCGUUGAAGAUGGGAUGGCGCUGUGUGGCUUGCCUCUGUUCUCAGGUAGAUUUGGUUCAAGUGAUGAUGACUUUAUCGACUCUGACGACAUGCCAAACAUAUGGCCACGUACUCAACCGGCCACGGCACAAAAUCCUCCUUCCACGGACUCCAAGCUGAUGAUGGUCCCAAUGGGACACAUGAAGCAAGAGUUGAAACGUCGACCUCUGCUGCACGAAUGGCUCCAUAGGAGGGAUCCACUCGAACCUGUUUUAUUGUUUGCAAGACCUCUAGAUUCAGGAAGGUUGACUGCUGCUGGCAUUGUGCCGCCAUCAGAUCCUCCUGUGGAAAAUGGUUCGACCAACCCACCCUAUCGUUUUCGGGGAAGAGUUGGCCGAGGAGGGCGAAUCAUCUUCGACCGAUGGAAUCCACUUCUUCGAACUCCAAUUGACCAUGGGAACUCGUCGUAUCUACUUCCUAAUCCCAAGCCUCAUAGUUGAAGUUGCCCUGAUGUUUUUCUUCUGCACUAAGUGAAGCAUGUCUGAACUGGGUGAAUGCCAAAAAAAAAAAAAAUCUUCUGGAAAGGGUUGCCAUUGAUUUUUUGAGAUGAUGCAGCAAGACUCAGGGAAACCAAGAGUAUGAGGAUGGUUUGCCACACCUGGUUCGGUAAGUUCUGUGCAGAGGGCAGGAAGGAGAUUUCCAUGACCAAGUAGGGCAAAAGGGGUGUAGCUUGGCAUGCCUUCAUUCGGUGAUUUUGGCAGUUUCGGCCAUCAUUCCAAUGUAUGUAUAUUUCAGCCGGGUCCUGACCAUGCUGCCCCGCCAUUGUACCAUUAUUCUCAUCUGUGCCUUAAUGAAAUACAACAUGAUCUUUGUCAUUC